AUGAAAUUCUUUCUCACUGGAUUUCCUGCAGGAUUAUUGAAUGUUCUAAUGGAGUCAAAAGCUGGCAAGAAGAAGUCUAGUAGUAGUAAAUCCUUGUUCUACGAAGCUCCUUUAGGUUACGGAAUUGAAGACGUACGACCAAACGGUGGACUCAAGAAAUUCAAAUCUGCUGCUUACUCCAACUGUGCUCGGAAACCAUCCUGA
Lactuca virosa is the source of this 204-nucleotide messenger RNA. Lineage: Eukaryota; Viridiplantae; Streptophyta; Magnoliopsida; Asterales; Asteraceae. The record is from the annotation of a GenBank genome assembly.